GCGCGGGGGUUGAGCCGUGGCGGUGCGGACGCGCUCGUGCUCGGGAACUAUCGGAUUAAACUUGGAUCGAGUGAAAUUACACAAAGGAGCACCGCGGAGCAGACGGCCCGGGGGCUAGGAGACCCCGAAACUCGACUGAGCCCGUGUGCCUCAACCAACUCCGCGCCCGAGCAUUCAGCCCCCGACCGCCGAGCCAACUCCGGAUCUCGCUCUACGUUUUGUUUUCUCCUCGGCGCUGGCAGUGGAGGAGCCCGAGCGACCCGGACUUUAUAUGCAGACUUUGCCUGACACUGCAGGGUCCAAGAGAAUUAAGGAAAUAUGGAAUGACAUGAAGAAGAUUAGUUAAGGAUUAUAGGCUUUGAGGACAGACACCUCAGUGAAGUGAAGCACAGACAAGCUCCCUAGCCGAAGUGUGAGGAGCCGUGUGUUGGAAGAAGAUGGCGGAUCCAGGAAUGAUGAGUCUUUUUGGCGAGGAUGGGAAUAUUUUCAGCGAGGGUCUUGAAGGCCUUGGGGAGUGUGGCUACCCUGAAAAUCCAGUCAACCCCAUGGGCCAGCAGAUGCCAAUAGAACAAGGCUUUGCUUCUCUGCAGUCAUCCCUUCAUCAUCCCUCCACUAAUCAAAAUCAAACCAAGUUGACCCAUUUUGAUCACUAUAAUCAGUAUGAACAACAGAAAAUGCACCUGAUGGAUCAGCCUAAUAGAAUGAUGAGUAGUGCCCCUGGGAAUGGACUCUCGUCUCCUCACUCACAGUAUCACCCCCCUCCUGUUCCUCAGGUCCCUCAUGCUGGCAAUGGCGGUGGCCAGAUGGGCGUCUACCCAGGCCUCCAGAAUGAAAGGCAUGGGCAGUCUUUUGUGGACAGUGGUUCAAUGUGGGGACCACGGGCUGUCCAGGUCCCAGACCAGAUACGAGCCCCCUACCAGCAGCAGCAGCAGCAGCCACCACCCCCACCACAGCCAACUCCAUCAGCUCCUCAGGGCCACCCUCCGCAUAUGCAGCAGAUGGGGAGCUAUAUGCCACAUGGGGACUUCUCAAUGCAGCAGCACGGUCAGCCCCAGCAGAGGAUGAGCCAGUUUUCCCAAGGCCAAGAGGGCCUCAAUCAGGGAAAUCCUUUCAUUGCCACCUCAGGAUCUGGCCACCUGUCCCAUGUGCCCCAGCAGAGCCCCAGCAUGGCACCUUCCCUCCGUCACCCAGUGCAGCAGUUCCAUCACCACCCCCCUACUGCUCUCCAUGGGGAAUCCGUUGCCCACAGUCCUAGAUUCUCCCCUAAUCCUCCUCCACAAGGGACCGUUAGGCCACAAACCCUUAACUUUAGUUCUCGGAGCCAGACAGUUCCCUCACCUACUAUAAACAACUCAGGGCAGUAUUCUCGAUAUCCUUACAGUAACCUAAAUCAGGGAUUAGUUAACAAUACAGGGAUGAAUCAAAAUUUAGGCCUUACGAAUAAUACCCCAAUGAAUCAGUCCGUACCAAGAUACCCCAAUGCUGUAGGAUUUCCAUCAAGCAGUGGUCAAGGACUAAUGCACCAGCAGCCCAUCCACCCCAGCGGCUCACUUAACCAAAUGAACACACAAACUAUGCACCCUUCACAGCCUCAGGGAACUUACGCCUCUCCACCUCCCAUGUCACCCAUGAAAGCGAUGAGUAACCCAGCAGGUACACCGCCUCCGCAGGUCAGGCCUGGAAGUACUGGGAUGCCCAUGGAAGUUGGCAGUUAUCCAAAUAUCCCCCACCCUCAGUCAUCUCACCAGCCUCCAGGGGCCAUGGGAAUCGGACAGAGGAAUAUGGGCCCCAGAAACCUGCAGCAGUCUCGUCCAUUUAUGGGCAUGUCCUCAGCACCAAGGGAGUUGGCCGGGCACAUGAGACCAAAUGGUUGUCCUGGUGUUGGCCUUGGUGACCCCCAAGCAAUACAGCAUCCUGGCCAGCAGCCACCCUUCCAGCAGCUGCCGACCUGCCCUCCAAUGCAGCCCCACCCAGGAGUGCACCACCAGUCUUCACCCCCACCACACCCUCACCACCAGCCGUGGGCACAGCUCCACCCCUCACCCCAGAACACCCCGCAGAAAGUGCCUGUGCAUCAGCAUUCUCCAUCGGAGCCCUUUCUAGAGAAACCAGUGCCGGAUAUGACUCAGGUUAGUGGACCGAAUGCUCAGCUAGGGAAGAAUGAAGAUUACCUGCCCUCAGCAGAACAGCCGCCACAGCAAAAGAAGAAGAGAAAGAAAAAUAACCACAUUGUUGCAGAGGAUCCCAGUAAAACUUUUGGUAAAGCUGACUUCCCUGGUGGGGUUGAUAACCAAGAACUAAAUAGGAACUCAUUAGAUGGAUCCCAAGAAGAAAAAAAGAAAAAGAAGAAGCCGAAGACAAAAAAAGAUCCGAAAGAACCCAAGGAGAAAAAAGAGCCUAAGGAACCCAAGACCCCAAAAGCCCCUAAGAUUCCCAAAGAGCCAAAGGAAAAGAAAGCAAAAACCACCACGCCAAAACCCAAAUCCAGCAAAAAGUCAAGUAAUAAGAAACCUGAUUCAGAAGCAAGUGCUUUGAAGAAAAAGGUCAACAAGGGGAAAACAGAAGGUUCUGAAAAUUCAGACUUAGAAAAAACACCCCCACCAUCUCCUCCUCCUGAAGAAGAUGAUGACCCAGGUGUUCAGAAAAGACGUUCGAGCAGGCAGGUAAAGAGAAAGCGAUACACUGAAGACUUGGAGUACAAGAUUUCAGAUGAGGAGGCAGAUGAUGCAGAUGCUGCUGGAGGAGACUCGCCUUCUAACACCUCACAGUCAGAGCAGCAGGAAUCUGUUGAUGCAGAAGGUCCAGUGGUUGAAAAAAUUAUGAGCAGUCGUUCAGUCAAAAAACAGAAGGAAUCUGGAGAGGAGGUAGAAGUUGAGGAAUUCUAUGUGAAAUACAAAAACUUCUCUUAUCUUCAUUGUCAGUGGGCAUCUGUAGAAGAUCUGGAAAAGGAUAAGAGAAUUCAGCAAAAGAUUAAGCGAUUUAAGGCAAAGCAGGGCCAGAACAAAUUCCUUUCGGAGAUUGAGGAUGAGCUUUUUAACCCAGAUUAUGUGGAGGUGGACCGGAUAAUGGACUUUGCACGCAGCACAGAUGACCGCGGAGAGCCUGUGACCCACUACCUGGUCAAGUGGUGCUCACUUCCCUAUGAAGACAGCACAUGGGAACUGAGGCAGGACAUAGACCAGACCAAGAUUGAAGAAUUUGAAAAACUCAUGUCCAGGGAGCCAGAAACAGACCGUGUGGAGCGACCUCCUGCUGAUGAUUGGAAGAAAUCAGAGAGUUCCAGGGAGUACAAAAACAAUAACAAACUCAGGGAAUACCAGUUGGAGGGAGUAAACUGGCUACUUUUCAAUUGGUACAACAUGCGAAACUGCAUUUUAGCAGAUGAAAUGGGUUUGGGGAAAACUAUCCAGUCCAUUACAUUUCUCUAUGAGAUAUAUUUGAAAGGAAUCCAUGGCCCUUUUUUAGUAAUUGCCCCAUUGUCCACAAUUCCCAACUGGGAAAGGGAGUUUCGUACCUGGACAGAGUUGAAUGUGGUUGUGUAUCAUGGGAGUCAAGCUAGUCGUCGGACCAUUCAUUUGUAUGAAAUGUACUUCAAAGAUCCACAGGGUCGAGUGAUAAAGGGGUCCUAUAAGUUUCAUGCCAUCAUCACUACAUUUGAGAUGAUUCUGACUGAUUGUCCUGAGCUGAGGAAUAUUCCAUGGCGUUGUGUGGUCAUUGAUGAAGCCCACAGGCUGAAGAAUCGGAACUGCAAGCUGCUGGAGGGACUCAAGAUGAUGGACUUGGAACACAAAGUGCUGCUCACAGGGACCCCACUGCAGAACACAGUGGAAGAGCUCUUCAGCUUGCUUCAUUUCUUGGAACCAAGUCGCUUCCCUUCAGAAACCACCUUUAUGCAAGAAUUUGGUGAUCUGAAGACAGAAGAGCAGGUGCAAAAGCUUCAGGCUAUUCUAAAGCCAAUGAUGUUGAGACGUCUCAAGGAAGAUGUAGAAAAGAACUUGGCCCCCAAAGAAGAGACUAUUAUUGAAGUUGAGCUAACAAACAUACAGAAGAAAUAUUACCGAGCCAUCCUUGAGAAGAAUUUUACAUUUCUUUCCAAAGGUGGUGGUCAAGCAAACGUACCUAAUCUUUUAAACACUAUGAUGGAGUUACGAAAGUGCUGCAAUCACCCAUACCUUAUUAAUGGUGCUGAAGAGAAAAUUUUGGAAGAGUUUAAAGAAACACACAAUGCCGAGUCUCCAGAUUUUCAGCUCCAGGCGAUGAUCCAGGCUGCUGGCAAGCUCGUGCUGAUUGACAAGCUGCUGCCAAAACUGAAGGCUGGUGGCCACAGGGUGCUUAUCUUUUCCCAGAUGGUGCGCUGCUUGGACAUACUGGAAGACUACCUCAUUCAGAGACGGUACCCAUAUGAAAGAAUCGAUGGCCGAGUUCGAGGUAACCUGCGCCAGGCAGCUAUUGACAGGUUCUCUAAGCCUGAUUCUGAUAGGUUUGUUUUCCUCCUGUGUACAAGAGCUGGAGGAUUAGGCAUUAACCUUACUGCUGCUGAUACCUGCAUCAUCUUUGAUUCAGACUGGAACCCCCAAAAUGACCUCCAGGCUCAAGCUAGAUGUCAUAGAAUAGGACAAAGCAAAUCUGUAAAAAUCUACAGGCUGAUUACAAGAAAUUCUUAUGAAAGAGAAAUGUUUGAUAAGGCUAGUUUGAAGCUUGGUCUCGAUAAAGCUGUGCUACAGUCGAUGAGUGGAAGAGAAAAUGCUACCAAUGGGGUGCAACAGCUUUCCAAGAAGGAAAUAGAGGAUCUUCUCCGAAAGGGGGCCUAUGGUGCACUCAUGGAUGAGGAGGAUGAAGGGUCUAAGUUCUGUGAAGAAGAUAUCGAUCAGAUUCUCCUACGGCGAACUCACACUAUUACUAUUGAGUCAGAAGGGAAAGGGUCCACGUUUGCUAAGGCUAGCUUUGUUGCAUCUGGAAAUAGAACAGAUAUUUCCUUGGAUGAUCCAAAUUUUUGGCAGAAGUGGGCAAAGAAGGCUGAAUUGGAUAUCGACGCCCUAAAUGGGAGAAACAACUUAGUUAUUGACACGCCUAGAGUGAGAAAGCAGACUAGACUCUACAGUGCAGUAAAGGAAGAUGAACUGAUGGAAUUUUCAGACUUGGAAAGUGAUUCUGAAGAAAAGCCUUGUACCAAGCCCCGGCGCCCCCAGGAUAAGUCUCAGGGUUAUGCCAGGAGUGAGUGCUUCAGAGUGGAAAAGAAUCUGCUUGUUUAUGGGUGGGGACGCUGGGCAGACAUCCUUUCUCACGGGCGAUACAAACGGCAGCUAAAUGAGCAAGAUGUGGAAACCAUAUGCAGGACCAUCCUUGUGUACUGCCUCAAUCACUACCGUGGAGACGAGAACAUCAAAAGCUUCAUCUGGGACCUCAUCACACCAACCGCUGAUGGCCAGACUCGGGCCUUGGUCAAUCAUUCUGGUUUAUCUGCACCAGUGCCGCGGGGACGGAAGGGGAAGAAGGUGAAAGCACAGAGCACGCAGCCGGUAGUGCAGCAUGCUGACUGGCUGGCCAGCUGCAACCCGGAUGCGCUCUUCCAGGAGGACAGCUACAAGAAGCACCUGAAACACCACUGCAACAAGGUCCUGCUGCGUGUCCGCAUGCUGUACUACCUAAGACAAGAAGUGAUAGGAGACCAGGCAGAUAAGAUCUUAGAGGGUGCUGACUCAAGUGAAGCAGAUGUGUGGAUACCUGAGCCUUUUCAUGCUGAAGUUCCUGCAGAUUGGUGGGACAAGGAAGCGGAUAAAUCUCUCUUAAUUGGAGUGUUCAAACAUGGCUACGAGAAGUACAAUUCCAUGCGAGCUGACCCCACACUAUGUUUUCUGGAACGAGUGGGCAUGCCUGAUGCCAAGGCCAUCGCUGCUGAGCAAAGAGGAACAGACAUGCUAGCAGAUGGCGGUGACGGGGGAGAGUUUGACAGAGAAGAUGAAGACCCAGAAUAUAAACCAACCAGAACACCAUUCAAGGAUGAAAUAGAUGAAUUUGCAAAUUCUCCUCCAGAGGAUAAGGAAGAGUCCAUGGAAAUACAUGCUACAGGCAAGCACAGGGAAAGUAUUGCUGAGUUAGGCCAACUUUACUGGCCUAACACUUCAACGCUGACUACCCGUCUGCGCCGCCUCAUUACUGCCUAUCAGCGCAGCUAUAAAAGGCAACAAAUGAGGCAAGAGGCCUUAAUGAAGACUGACCGGCGGAGACGCCGGCCACGGGAAGAAGUGAGAGCUCUGGAAGCAGAAAGAGAAGCUAUUAUAUCUGAAAAACGUCAAAAAUGGACAAGAAGAGAAGAAGCUGAUUUUUACCGUGUGGUGUCAACUUUUGGGGUUAUUUUUGACCCCAUAAAACAGCAGUUUGACUGGAACCAAUUUCGAGCCUUUGCCAGACUUGACAAAAAGUCUGAUGAGAGUCUGGAGAAAUACUUCAGCUGUUUUGUGGCCAUGUGUAGGCGAGUGUGUCAAAUGCCCUUUAAGCCAGAUGAUGAGCCACCCGACCUCUCUUCCAUGAUCGAACCAAUCACAGAAGAGCGAGCCUCUAGAACUUUGUACCGUAUAGAACUGCUGCGGAAAAUACGCGAGCAAGUUCUCCAUCACCCUCAGCUGGGAGAAAGGCUAAAACUGUGCCAGCCGAGCUUGGAUUUACCAGAGUGGUGGGAGUGUGGGAGACACGACCGAGACCUGCUGGUGGGUGCUGCUAAACACGGGGUCAGUCGGACGGAUUACCACAUCCUCAACGAUCCCGAGUUAUCCUUCUUGGAUGCACAUAAAAACUUUAUUCAAAACAGAGGAGCAGGCAGCCUGUCUUCCUUGAAUCCACUGACAGUUGGAUUUGGCCCAGUUCCCCCAGUCAUCUCAUCCACUCACAUGCAAGAUGAAAAGGUGAUGGAGCGAACCGAAGAUAAAGUAGGGGAACUGGAAGACCCAACAGCUAAGGAGAAAUGUGAAGUGAAAGUAGAGGAAGAGGAAGCUGAUGGCGGUGGGGAGAAGGACAGCAAGCAGGAAUGUGAGGCUGAGGCAAGCACAGGAAAGAAUGACCCGAAAGGCGUGGAGGGCAGCACGGACACUGGGCCCAAGUCCGUGUCUGAAAAAGGCUCUGAAGAAGACGAGGAAGAGAAGCUUGAGGAUGAUGACAAGUCGGAGGAGUCCUCCCAGCCUGAAGCAGGAGCUGUAUCUAGAGGGAAGAAUUUUGAUGAAGAAAGCAAUGCCUCUCUGAGUACUGCCAGGGAUGAGACCCGCGAUGGAUUCUACAUGGAGGAUGGAGAUCCCUCAGUGGCUCAGCUUCUCCAUGAACGGACAUUCACCUUCUCGUUUUGGCCCAAGGAUCGAGUUAUGAUAAACCGAUUAGAUAACAUCUGUGAAGCAGUGCUGAAAGGCAAAUGGCCAGUCAACCGGCGCCAGAUGUUUGAUUUCCAGGGCCUCCUCCCUGCUUGCACACCUGCCGCGGACAGCCCCCUGCAGAAGAGGAGCUUUGCUGACCUCUCAAUGGUUGGCCAUGCCAGUGUUGGUGGGAGUGAGGACAUCAUGGCUUCUCCUCACUUAACAAAAAAAGAUGCGCUCAACCUGGUGGCCCCUCGCCAGCGACGACGACGCAGGCGGAAAAUCGAAAUUGAGGCUGAAAGAGCUGCCAAGCGACGGAACCUCAUGGAGAUGGUUGCCCAGCUUCGUGAGUCUCAGGUGGUCUCAGAAAAUGGACAAGAGAAAGUUGUAGAUUUAUCAAAGGCCUCAAGAGAGGCAGCAAGUUCUACCUCAAAUUUCUCAUCUCUCACUUCAAAGUUUAUCUUGCCUAAUGUCUCCACACCAGUCUCUGAUGCCUUUAAGACUCAGAUGGAAUUGCUCCAGGCAGGCCUGUCACGAACACCUACGAGGCAUCUGCUUAAUGGCUCCCUAAUGGAUAGACAGCCUCCCAUGAAGAAGAGGCGGGGAAGGAGGAAGAAUGUGGAGGGCCUUGAUCUGCUUUUCAUGAGCCACAAACGAACAUCACUGAGUACAGAAGAUGCUGAGGUGACCAAAGCUUUUGAAGAGGACAUAGAGACUCCCCCAACAAGAAACAUUCCUUCUCCGGGACAACUGGACCCAGAUACACGGAUCCCUGUGAUAAACCUAGAAGAUGGAACUAGGCUGGUGGGGGAAGAUGCUCCUAAAAAUAAAGAUUUAGUUGAAUGGCUUAAGCUGCAUCCAAGUUACACAGUUGAUAUGCCAAGUUAUGUACCAAAGAAUGCAGAUAUGCUGUUUUCCUCAUUCCAGAAGCCUAAACAAAAACGACAUAGAUGUCGAAACCCUAAUAAAUUGGACAUAAACACUUUGACAGGAGAGGAAAGGGUGCCUGUUGUCAAUAAGCGAAAUGGAAAGAAGAUGGGUGGAGCAAUGGCCCCUCCAAUGAAGGAUCUACCCCGGUGGCUAGAAGAAAACCCAGAAUUUGCAGUUGCCCCAGAUUGGACUGAUAUAGUUAAGCAAUCUGGCUUUGUUCCUGAGUCCAUGUUUGACCGUCUGCUGACUGGCCCAGUGGUGCGGGGAGAGGGUGCCAGCCGACGAGGACGACGGCCCAAGAGUGAGAUUGCCAGGGCUGCCGCUGCUGCCACUGUGGCUUCCACGUCAGGCAUCAACCCGUUGCUGGUCAACAGCCUGUUUGCAGGCAUGGACCUCACCAGCCUGCAGAACCUGCAGAGCCUGCAGUCCCUCCAGCUGGCCGGGCUCAUGGGCUUCCCGCCUGGACUGGCCACGGCGGCAGCUGGCAGUGAGGCCAAGAGCCCGGCAGUGCUGCCGCUGAUGCUACCUGGCAUGGCGAGCCUGCCAGGUGUGUUCGGCCUGGGUGGGUUGCUCAAUGCCCCGCUGACCGCGGGCAAUGCGCCUGGACCCAGCCCCGGCCUAGGGGACCCAGAGGACAGUGCAGCCAAAGCAGAUGACAAGGGCAACGAGAAUGAGGAUGAGAACAAAGACUCUGAGAAAAGCACAGAAGUGGUUUUGGCUACUGACUCUGCAAAUGGAUCUGUUGGUGCUGCUACUGCCCCGGCCGGCCUGCCCUCCAACCCCCUGGCCUUCAACCCUUUCCUCCUGUCCACCAUGGCCCCCGGCCUCUUCUACCCAUCCAUGUUUCCACCUCCGGGCCUGGGAAGGCUGACGCUACCCGGCUUCCCCUCACUGGCUGGGCUGCAGAACACCGCAGGCGCUGAGGACAAGGCCACCGACAAGGCCGAGGAGACGCUGGAGGGCAGUGAUGCUGAGGAGAGCCUGGACAAAACGGCCGAGUCCUCGGCCAUGGACGACGAGACAGCACAGGGCGAGGAGCUCGACUCACCUGAUGGGCCGGAGGAGGGAGAUCGCAAUGGAAGUGACGCGUAACCAGUUCCAGUUAAAGUGUUUCAACUUUUGACAAGUGGUAGUCCUACUGUUUACACUCACAGUUAAUGUUCAUACCUAGUUUUAUAAGCUGUUCUGUAACAUAGUGUAGCAAAGAAAAAAAGAAAAGAAAGUCCAAGUCAUGUUAUACAGGUGUGUCAAAGGUAUCUUGGUCAUUGAAUAUUGUGCAGUGCAUUAUUUAUUAUCCCUAGGAGAGAUGAAAUUUGAGAGGCGAUCAUGUCUUUUUAAGGAAACUUACAUAAUGCUCUGCUUUUUUUUCUUUUUUUCCUUUUGGUACCAUUGCUAUUAUAACAACAACAAAAAAAAAGCAAUUUUUAACUGAGUGGCACAAUAGAAGGAAGUGCCCCUUAAAGGAAAUAUGAAGUUAUAUAUUUAAUUUUUUUUUCUUUUUUUUUCUGUGAAGGUCAAGAUGAAAUUUAUCAUACAUAUCAUUCUUGCUCACGUUCUCCUUUUUGACUGUAUGGGGUUCCCGUGUUGUUUGUACCCACACACACAUCCACUCUGACAAUCUCCACCUGCGUGUGAACGUCUCUGUCUGAGACACAGCAAUAAUAAGGCAGCUGUUGAAUGUGAAGGGUCCCUUUGGAAAUAAAUCUACUGGGAGGGUUCUUGCCAGAUAGAACUACAGUUCCAUUGUUUUGUGAUCUUGUAAUGCACUGGUUUAAACGAAUAGAUAAGUAAAUAGAGAAGAGAGAAUCAGGUACCUUUUUUAAAUUAAAGGACUUUGUUACUUUAGCCACAAAGCUAAACAGCAUUACCUCAGCUCUAAACUAGCCUUGAAGUUUACAGACAUGACUUUGUAAAUGUAUUGUUCUUUCUUUGUUGUGAUGUCCUUUAUUUUUUCCUUUAAAAACUGCUAUCAUGUAAGAUAAAAUGUAAAUUGCUGCCAACUGUAGUAAUGAUGCUUUUAAUAAAAGUGGCCCAUGAUAUGCAGAGAUGUAAUUAUAGAAUAUAGUAUGUAGGGGAACUGCUGUUCACUCUAUUUUUUUGUAUUCGCAAUAGAUGCAAAUACAGUAUUCUGGCUUUUGUACAGUUUUUUGAUAUAUCCUCUUAGACCAAAUUAGCUGUUAACAAAGCUCUAAACUGUCCUCAAAAUAAGACAAGAAGAAAAAUCCUGAAUUACCUUCCCAGAAUUCUACCCCAGUUAUCUCAAUAGAGAAACACACACUCAUACCUUCCAUUACUCUCUGCAAAGGGCAUCUGAGACUGAGAAUGCGUACAAAUGUGUGCAGCAUGUGAUAAUGUGGUACACUGAAGAACAAAGGGCUAAAAGAAAAAUGAGACUUUAAUAGGCACAAUAUCUGGACCAUUUAUUCUCAGUUAAUGGGUAGAAAAACACAAUGCCUUAGUGUCAGUGAGGGACACAAAGGCACCUGUUGUCCUGCAGACACGUGCUUGAUGCCACAAAUCAGUGUGUAGAGAAUCCACGUGGGACCCGAGCGGAUGCCUUCAUUGCGUGCGCUCAAGUAUGCACCCACUCACACAUCUCGAGAGCCUACUCAAUUAUAAACAGGGUUUGACCUUUGAUAUUUAAGAUGAAAUGGAAUUUGAUACCUGCUCUUUCCAUGUUUUUGCCAUCUGAACAAGUAGAAACCUCAUGACCAUUGAUAUUUAAACAAAAAAAAGAGGAAGGAGAUGGACACAGUUCUGUCUGUGGCUCCCCAGUACCUGCCUGCAGUGCACACACAAGCCGUCCUUCGGUCUAUUAUGAGCUACAGGCGAGAGCAUCCAAAUUCUUUCUGCACAAGGAGUCUGUUCAUUUAUACCCCAAGUUGAAAUGUAUCCAUGAUGGUCCUGAAAGAAUUGCUUGAAACAUAGAUCUAUGAUUAUUCAUCAACAUCGUUAGUAUCUCUUCAAAAUUAUUAAUUGAUAGUAACACUUUGGAAGAAAGUGCCUUUAAUAGUAUCUUCUGAGAAGGAAUUCUUUUGAACGUGGAAAAUAAGACUAGCUAUACACUAAGUGUAGGGAAUGUAAAUAUUUAAAUUACUUUUUAGCUUUAACAUUUAGGAGAAAAUUUGUAUAAUAAAAUGAAUCACAGGAGAGUUUUUUU
Messenger RNA from Elephantulus edwardii (Cape elephant shrew), 11430 nucleotides. It is a transcript of the gene CHD7, whose product is annotated as chromodomain helicase DNA binding protein 7. The coding region runs from base 438 to 9362 and encodes 2974 amino acids. The record is from RefSeq and is a predicted model, not a curated record. The transcript is spliced from 38 exons. Gene Ontology annotation, molecular function: ATP binding; ATP-dependent chromatin remodeler activity; protein binding. NCBI's taxonomy places the organism in Eukaryota, Metazoa, Chordata, Mammalia, Macroscelidea, Macroscelididae.